AUGCAAGUUUUUAAAAGAUCAUCCGUUUGUUUAGCGGCUAUAAAUAAAAAUAUAACAAGGUCCGUUACAGUGAACAAAGUAUCAGUAAAUGGCGAUGCCAAAGAAAUUAAAUUAAAGUCCUGGCGAGAAAUACCAGGACCGCGAAGUCUGCCUCUAAUAGGACAAUUGCACCAUUAUUUUCCUGGAGGAAUAUUAGAAGACCUUUCUUAUUUGGGUGAUGUGCUAUACGAAAAUUAUGGACCUAUAGCUAAAUUAGAUGGUCAAUUUGGUGCAGAACCUGUCAUAUUUAUAUUCGACGCGGAAGCCGCAUCCCAGGUCCUAUGGGGAGAAAAUAGGAUGCCGUACCGGCCAAGUUUUAUUUCUUUGGAAUAUUAUAGAAAGGUGUACAGCAAUAAAGGGAAAACGGAUAUAGUGACAGGACUGGGAACAGAAAUGAGGUCCAAACGUAACGAAAAGAAUAUGAUACAAGGAAAAUUUGACGAAGAGAUGAAUCUAUGGGCCUUAGAAUCUAUUGGUGUAGUCGCUCUUGGCGAUCGACUAAAUUGUUUCGAUCCAAAUUUGGCAGAAGACUCACCAGUCAAAAAACUGAUACAGACAGUUCACGAUAUGUUUAAAUAUGCUGACAAAUUGGACUUGAACCCAAGUCUUUGGAAAUAUAUUUCUACUCCGACGUUUAAAAAAGCUAUGCAAUGUUACGAAGAUCAGAUGACGUUAAGUAGAUAUUUCAUUGACAGAGCUAUUGAAAAACUAGAUGUAAAAAAUAAUAAUGCUAAUGAAGAAAAAGGAGUUUUGCAAAAAUUACUUGAAAUUGAUAAAGAUGUGGCAGUAAUUAUGGCAAGCGAUAUGUUACUGGCAGGAGUAGAUACGAUGAAAGUUACCUUUUAUCAUCAAACAAUGUCUAAAUCGGACAAAAACUUUCCUAGACCAUUGGAAUAUUUACCAGAACGAUGGCUAGCAGAAAAAACUGAUCCACUUUAUUAUGGAAAUGCUCAUCCAUUUGCCUUUGUCCCUUUUGGAUUCGGGAUCCGAAGUUGUAUAGGUUCAUUAUACGGGAGAUUUGAUGAAAAGCUACCGGCUUAUUUAUACGAAACUUACGGACCAAUUGUCAGAUUAGAGGGAAAUUUCGGUUCACCACCAAUGAUAUUUCUAUACGAUGCUGAACCAGCGAUGCAUAUAUUUCGCAAUGAAAAUGUUCUACCACUCCGCCCUGGGUUCCAGUCUCUCGAAUAUUUUAGAAAAACAUACAAUAAAAGAAGUGAAGCAGUUGAAUCAACUGGCUUGUUGACAGAACAUGAAGAGGCUUGGAAAAAAUUUCGAUCUGCAGUGAAUCCUGUAAUGCUUCAACCAAAUACUAUUAAAUUAUAUUCAGGUAUUCUAGCAGAAGUAGCGGAUGAUAUGAUUUCAAGGAUGAAAAGUUUAAGAGAUACAGAUAAUAUGAUUAAAAAUGAAUUGGAUAUGGAAAUGAAUCUCUGGUCACUAGAGUCAAUCGGUCUUGUAGCAUUAGGCAGACGUCUAAAUUGCUUUGAUCCAAAUCUACCAGAAGAUUCCCCAGUUAAAGAACUUAUUAAAGUUGUUCAUGAUAUAUUUAAUUGUAUGGAUAAAUUGGAUUUCCAACCAAGUUUGUGGAGAUAUUUUUCAACACCUGCUUUCAAAAGAGCUAUGAAACAUUAUGAAGAUCAAAUCAGGCUCAGUGAAUAUUUCAUAGAAAUGGCUAUCAAAGAAUUAAAGGAAGAGAAAAAAGAUCCAAGUAAAGAAAAAGGAAUUUUGGAAAAAUUACUAGAAAUCGAUCAAAAGGUCGCAGUUAUUAUGGCGAGUGAUAUGCUGUUAGCUGGAGUUGAUACGACUGCCACUACUAUAAUAUCAUUAUUGUACCUUUUGGCAAACAACCCCGAAAAGCAGAAAAAAUUAAGGAAUGAGUUAAUGACAGCGAAAGAUAAACGACCAUACCUUAGAGCUUGUAUAAAAGAAUCCUUGAGAUUAUUGCCCGUAGUUGGGGGAAACUUCAGACAAACCACUAAGGAAUACGACGUCCUUGGAUACAGAAUACCAAAAAAGAUGUUCAUCGUAGUUGCUAACCAGUACAUGUCUCAAAUGGAAAAAUAUUACCCCAAACCUCACGAGUACAUUCCUGAGAGAUGGAUUGUGGAUAAAAACGAUCCGCUGUAUUAUGGAAAUACACACCCGUUCGUACACACUCCUUUUGGGUUCGGAGUACGGAGUUGUAUAGGGCGUCGUAUUGCUGAGUUGGAAAUUGAAACUUUCGCGGCUAAGCUCAUACAAAACUUUGAUGUCCGGUGGUUUGGUCCACCGAUAAAAGUUCGUGCAUCUACCCUUAACUAUUUGAUCGGACCCUACAAUUUCAUUUUUAAUGACGUGUAG
Molecule: messenger RNA, 2379 nt
Organism: Danaus chrysippus (African queen)
Lineage: Eukaryota; Metazoa; Arthropoda; Insecta; Lepidoptera; Nymphalidae
Source: the annotation of a GenBank genome assembly